Chaetomium globosum CBS 148.51 is the source of this 1872-nucleotide messenger RNA. RefSeq lists its product as uncharacterized. The coding region runs from base 1 to 1872 and encodes 623 amino acids. NCBI's taxonomy places the organism in Eukaryota, Fungi, Ascomycota, Sordariomycetes, Sordariales, Chaetomiaceae. Gene Ontology annotation, molecular function: CoA-ligase activity. The transcript has 2 exons. The record is from RefSeq and is a predicted model, not a curated record. Gene Ontology annotation, biological process: secondary metabolic process.
AUGCCAGUCAAGAACGCGUUCGCCUUCACCUUCAGCCAACCUUUCCGGACAGCCAGCGACUUUGUGCCGCGCGAACACGCCCUGCCACGCAUCGAAGCAGAGAGGCCGAUUUUUGUGGACAACAAGUCGGAUCGCGCUCUCACGUUUGGCCAGAUCUCCAAGGAUGCCCUCGCCGUGGCUGCCGGGCUACUGCGCCUGGGUCUCGAUCCCAACGACGUCGUCAAGUUACCGCCGACACCAUCAUGCCCCGCGGGCCCCGAGAUCGCCCCCGUCGUGUUGAUCCAACUGCCCAACUGUCUUCCCUUCGCUCCGAUAUUCUUCGGCACCCUGGCAUCCGGCUUGACGGCCACCCUCGUCUCACCAGCCCUGACUAGCGACGAGAUCGCCUGGAUCCUCCAGAAUGCCCGCCCUCGCGCCAUCAUCACCGCUACCGCCUGCCUCCCGGCCAUGAAAGAUGCCAUCACCAAGCAGACCGACGCCUCCUUCUUCUCGACCGUCCCCAUCUUCACCGUCGACGCCGUAGCCGACGUAUACCCCUCGGCACAACCCACCCCACCCCCGCCCUCCGACUGGCGCACCCUCCUUUCUCCAACAACCCCGCCAACAAAGCCACCAGUAAACACCGCUACCGUCUUCCCGCCCUCCCACGCCCCCGCCCGCACCGCCGUCAUCCUCUGGUCCUCGGGCACCUCGGGCCGCUCCAAGGGCGUCCUCCUCUCCCACCACGCGCUCAACUUCUCCAUCGCCUCUCUCUGGCACGAUGCCGACUACUACGGCGCCAAACCCCAGCGCCAGGUCUGGCUGGGCUAUGUACCAUUCUACCACGUCUUCGGGUUGUGCAACGUCCUGCUCCUGGCCGUUGCCACGGGGAGCACCGUGUACACGAUGCAGAGCUUCAACCUCGAGGUCGUAGUCAAGGCGAUCCGGGACCGCGGCGUGACCUACAUGCACAUGGCCCCGCCCGUCGCCGUGAUGCUGGCCAAGGCUACCGUGGUGGAGCCCUACGCGAAGAACGGGGGGUUCAAGACCGUCGUGGCGGGCGUUACCGGCGGUGCGCCGCUCGGCCAUGAGGUUGUCGAGGAGGUGUACAAACGAUGCGGGUUCCGCGUGCGGCUGGGCUACGGCCUGAGCGAGACGUGCAGCACCUCGUUGCAGCGGGGGUGUGGGGAGCGUGAGAUGCGCGAGCAUGCGGGGGAUACGGGCCGGCCGCACUGGGGCGUCGAGGUCAUGAUCGCGAGCGGGGAAGGGUAUGCGAAACGGGCCGGGGAGAAGACCCCCGUUGCGGCGGUGGAUGUGGAGGGGGAGGUGCUGAUCAGGGCUGCCGGCCUGCUCUCGGCGUACUUGCCAGUCGGGGUGUUCUCGGGGAAUUCGCCGGACAUGUCGGUUACCGAAGACGCCCUGACGGCUGACGGGUGGUUCCGGACGGGGGAUGUGGGUGCGCUGAACGCCGAUGGCAGGUUGCGCAUCACCGACCGGCUGAAGGAGCUGAUCAAGGUGCGCGCGUACCAGGUCGCUCCCGCGGAGCUGGAGGCCGUGUUGUGCAGCAGUGAGGCGGUCGCUGACGCGGGCGUCAUCGGCAUCUACGACAAGAGCGAGGCGACCGAGUGGCCGCGCGCCUUCGUGGUGCCCCGGGCCGGCAGAAAGGGCAUGUCGAAGGCUGAUUUGGACCAGCUGGCCGGCCAGCUCAAGGCACUGGUCGAGAAGCGUACGGCGAAGUAUAAAUGGCUGAUCGGGGGCAUCGUGUUUGUCGAUCAGAUCCCCAAGAGCCCGAGCGGCAAGAUUUUGAGGAGGGUGUUGAAGAACGGCGGUAAAGAAACCGAAGGAGUCGAGGUGCAGUUGUAUGUGAAGAAGAAGCGGGAUUCUAAGCUGUGA